This is a messenger RNA of Selaginella moellendorffii, 1110 nucleotides long. RefSeq lists its product as uncharacterized. The transcript has 4 exons. NCBI's taxonomy places the organism in Eukaryota, Viridiplantae, Streptophyta, Lycopodiopsida, Selaginellales, Selaginellaceae. The coding region runs from base 1 to 1110 and encodes 369 amino acids. The record is from RefSeq and is a predicted model, not a curated record.
AUGUCUCUGGGGGCUGCUUCUAGGCUGCAUAAUAAUGCUCUUUUCAGAGUGGAUUCUGGAGUGGAAAUACGUGGAUUCCUGGACGAUUCCACCAAACAAGUCGAGUGGGGCGAAGCCCACCUUCUCGCAGGACUCCACGAGUUUCUGUCAACUUAUAGCAAAAGACCUAUCAAGAAAAAUGUGCUUGGAAUGAGGCUAGAUCACUCUUUUGGACUUUGGUUUGUGGCUCGUCAACUUGAACCACAGAUUAUUAUCGAGAGUGGUGGUCUGAGGGGUCACACAACUUGGGUUUUACGCCAAGCAAUGCCUGACGCGAGAAUUAUUUCAAUUAGUCCCAAAUACCCUUUGUCACAUUUAGAAGAUGGCCUUGGAGCAUAUGUUGACUCCAACUGCGAGUACCUUACCGGAGAGAAAUUUGUGGAUUUUGGAUAUGUACGUUGGGAUAGACACCUUCGGCAAGAUGCUGAUAGGAGCAAAAUUCUAGUGUUUUUUGAUGACCACCAAAAUCAUCUCAAAAGAAUGAGCCAGGCAAGCCGGGCAGGAUUUAAACAUUUAGUGUUUAAUGACAAUUGUGACACUGGACAUGGUGAUCAAUAUUCACUCCGACAAGUUUGUGACCAAGUAAGCAAUGGGGGAGGACACACUUGCUCCACAAACAGUCAGGAAGCUGAAACCAGAAAUUUGAGGAAGAAAAUGUGGGAAAAUGCAGUAAACAUAUCAGAUCUCUGCAGUCAAGGAGGAGCAUGGUGGGGAAAGCAAGGUCGUGCUUACGACGACUUUGGGAAAACCAAUGCUCCCAUCUCUUACGAGCAACAUGUGAAGAACUUUCAUCUCCUCGAGUCCAUACUUGACACGUACUGGGAACUUCCCCCAUUGGCCGCUGCAUAUUUAACACGUCAAACCACUUUUGAUCCCGCAAGAACAAGUUGGCCACUUGUUUUUAACUUGAAAGACACCUCCAUCUUCAGUAAAAUUGGGUUUGAUAAGUGGCUCUUCAACGCGUAUGCUUACAUGGUAUAUGCUCGCUUGAAAAAUGAUAUACCUUUCGAAUUCCAAUUAGAAAUUGAGCAGGAAUGGGUCAAUAACCUUGGAACAGAUCCCAAAUAUUAA